Amoebophrya sp. A120 is the source of this 1973-nucleotide messenger RNA. The record is from the annotation of a GenBank genome assembly. Lineage: Eukaryota; Dinophyceae; Syndiniales; Amoebophryaceae.
GAAUUUGGUGGAUUGCAUAGGUCCAGCAAUAUCGUAGUGUUGCUCUUGGGUCAAAGUAGUCAUAGUAGCAGAGAAAAAAAUACUCACAGGAUUUUGUGUUUUUUCGUCGCCGUAGAAAAAUCCAUGUUCAAGAAAGUAAAUCUUCUCCAUGUGGAAAUAUCUUCACGCAACGGACCGAGAAAAAGCAAACUUUUCGCUUCACGACAAUCAUGCCACUUCCCGGUGCAGUUACUGCCUUGAGCUAUGAGGAUCAGCGCAGUGAAAAGGCACCGCUUGCUCCAUCCCACGGGGACCGAGCUCCGCCCGGUGCGGAAAUUGUUGUGGGCUUCAUGGGUUAUGAGGGUGCGCACGCGGAAGACGCACUUUUGCAGCUGUUCAAUGAUUACGUCGCACCUGUUACUUCCUCUUACAGUACAAGUCCGGUCAAUCCAAGAAUAGCCAGAGAAAGUAGCAAGCACGAUGAGUACUCGAGUAAAAUAAGGAUCAUUCCGCGCAGCGUGCCGUCCGGGGGUUUUCCGGAGUUGCUAAACCAGUUGGUACACCGAGAAAACCUGGACUACGCUUUGGUACCGGUUUACAACACCAGCGCAGGCGUCGUCACGCAGGCACUCGAAGUGCUGACAAGCCACGUUGCUGAGCCGGAGGGCUGCCGGCUCGCGGCGAUUCCCCUCGCAGUCGGAAUGCGUAUCCGACAUCACCUCAUGGUGGCACCGGGCGUGUUGACGAACAACACUCCAGAAGCACCGGAAAAGGGAACUAAUGCUUCCGAUGGGACCGGAGCGAGUCACAAAUUGAAUGCACCUACAGCAGCACCGACGGUUGAGUUUUUGAAACAGAACCUGUCAGUUAUCCGCUCGCAUCCCCAGGCCUUGAAACAGUGUGGUGCGUUUUUGGAAGCUUUACAGCCCGACGUCGUCAUCGAGGAAGCGUCUUCUACCGCGACGGCAGCGGCGCAGCUGCUCACUAGCACUCCUGGGGGCGACGGUCGCGGCGCGGAGACAAUCAGAAUCCCUGCCGCUCUUGCCGGCGAGCGGGCAGCGACGCUAUACAAGAUGCAGAUCCUGAAGCGCGAUUGCCAACAGGACGCGCGAAACACGAGCUAUUUCGUUCUUUUUAAAAGAAGACCAAAGCAGCUCGAAAAUGACAUGACGGUGACCGAACCGACUUCACUGCAGACACUGCUCGCCGAUUUGUCAGGAGCCAGACCGGGCGAGAUUUUUGGCGACAAAUCAGCAGACACCGGUGGCGCUGCUGCUGGUGAAGCGACCUGGACGAGCUAUGGAACCACUGCUGGAAAAGCAAUCCUGGCUACGGAACUGCAGUGCUAUUGCGACCAACAUCGAGAUGAACAGUCGAAGCAUGCCUAUUGAUGCCGCUCCUGUUAUUCGAAAAAUCUCAUUGAUUGACAUUGACGUUUUGAAAGAUCAAAUGACCACAAGAAUGAGAAGAACUCCGCAAACAAUUCAAGCCACCGCAUUGAUUUUCACUUUUUCCUCGUGAACUUUCUUUCGCAAACAACAGAAACAGUUUCCCGCCACGUUUCUUUGAAAGAUCAAAACCAGAUGGAUCCACGACCUGCCACUUAGAUGAAUUACAACUGGGUAACUCAACAUUCUCAUCGAUGUGUGUUCGUCCGCCGGUCUGCACGAUCAGAAUCUGCAUGACGCCUUCUCUGAGACAGAUCGCAGGCCGGCUUCGUAGCUGAAUUUACGAAGCAGCCAUGCCAUACAGAAAAGUUUAUGUCUGGUGCAGUGGCAGUAUCGAAUUUCAAUUCCUUGGCUUUACAACGAAUCACCGACCUUUUUCCGGAGCAUAUUUUGAUGCCGCUUCACUAUCACGUUGGAAGUAGCCAUAAAGACCGUACGCGUUGUGAGUUUUAGCAGAACCCAACAGUCAGUCCAUCCAUGGUGGUGUCAUUAUCGUCCCGUGCCAGCGCUCGACUCAACUGUUUUCCACGACCGGCUUUCAAGAAG